ACAUGCUUAACAUGGAGUAAUUCUUUUUAUCAAGGUUUUGACAGAGCCAGUGACUAAGUGGAGGAAUGUUCGUGGUCAUAAUAUCCUGGGCUUAAUGUACCAAGAUGCAUCGAGAUGGGGGAUAACGUUACAGACUUACAUACAGCUUACAAUGUUGGAGCAGCAUACCAGACCAAUGAUUUCCCCUGUAAGAAUGAUGGAGCGAUCAAUUCACAGCGCAAAAUACAUUUUUGUAGAAAAUUUGUAUCGAAGUGGAAAAAUGCCGGAGGUGGAUUAUGCUGUCCUAACUGAAUGGUUUGACUGGAUCCAGAAGAACACUGAUGUUUCGGUUGAUUUGAUAGUUUAUCUGCAGACUUCUCCUGAGGUUUGUUAUGAGAGGUUAAAGAGAAGAUGCAGAGAAGAGGAAAAGAUCAUUCCUUUGGAAUAUUUACAAGCUAUUCAUCAUCUCUAUGAAGAGUGGCUCAUUAAACAUACACUGUUUAAAGUUUCCUGCCCAGUGCUUGUUAUUGGAGCUGACCAUGACAUGCAGAAAAUGAUAGAAAAGUAUGAAGAAAACCGGGACCAAAUACUAAGCCCAUAUAAUAUGAAACAACAUUUAUAG
Molecule: messenger RNA, 601 nt
Organism: Pterocles gutturalis (yellow-throated sandgrouse)
Lineage: Eukaryota; Metazoa; Chordata; Aves; Pterocliformes; Pteroclidae
Gene: TK2
Product: thymidine kinase 2, mitochondrial
Exons: 7
Coding region: 95-601 (168 amino acids)
Biological process (GO): nucleobase-containing compound metabolic process
Cellular component (GO): cytoplasm; mitochondrion
Molecular function (GO): ATP binding; deoxynucleoside kinase activity
Source: RefSeq, a predicted model, not a curated record